GAUGUCUGCAAGAAGUCUGAUCGCCGUGACAGCCGUUCUCCUCUGCAUCGCUCUGGGUCUGGUCAAUCCAGCUCAAGCUGCCAGAGUUUCCAGCAGGUCCAUUCCUUGUUGUACAACAUUCAACAAGAAGCCAAUUCCACCUAAAGUUGUUGUUGGCUACAGAAAAAUACCUGCAACUAGAACCUGCCGCAUGGAGGCGAUCAUUUUCUACACCAUAAAGGAGAAUGUGAUAUGUGCAAGACCAGAGGAUGAGUGGGUGAAGCCAAUUCUGGAAUUACUCAGUUUAAAACUGAGGAAGUUGGCCAAACCCGCCACUGAUGAAACUCAGACUGAGAGAAGCGUAACUCCAGCAGUCCAUGAUGGAAGUGGACCUUUUUCCAGCACCACCGACAUCAACACCGACAGCACUGAAGGUUUCUACUUCUAAAAAGGAAGGAUUUUUUUUUUCAACAAAAAUGAAACCAGCUUGGAUUCAGUCAUACUGUGGAUAUUAUCUCUGCAAAAGUACAAUACUGCUUUAUACAUUUUUAUUCUUAUACAUAUCCAGCAUUAACAAGUAAUCCCAAUUUAAGGGGAGACUGGGGAGAGCAGAUGUGAGCAUGUUGGUUUAGCUUAUAUACUUCAUCUGUGCCAAUAGUUAGGUUUCAUCCACUAGUUUUUAAGAAAAUUUUGCAUGUAAAAAGUCCUAAUUAAAAACACUUGCCGAUGUAAUGCACAAGACAAUCAGGCUGCAGACUGCUAUUCUCAGACACCUGCCUCUGCAGAUGACAAGCUUUCAGACUCCACCACUGUCAGGACAGAAAUGCACACAAAAACUUACAAAACAAACAGAACAGACACCAAAACUUUGUAAAAUAAUCAGAUCACACCUCUGAUUAGGAUUAGGGUAAGGGUUAAGGUUGCGGCAGGCUGGGCUACGAAUGGCCUGAACAGUAAAACUGAGCAUUUUUGUUGAUGACUUUAAGCCUUUUGCAUCAAAAGUAAAAAAAAAAAACCCUCAUCCUUCAUGAAAACA
Cheilinus undulatus (humphead wrasse) is the source of this 1015-nucleotide messenger RNA. RefSeq names its product C-C motif chemokine 5-like. The record is from RefSeq and is a predicted model, not a curated record. The transcript is spliced from 4 exons. The coding region runs from base 2 to 427 and encodes 141 amino acids. Gene Ontology annotation, molecular function: chemokine activity; CCR chemokine receptor binding. Gene Ontology annotation, cellular component: extracellular region. Gene Ontology annotation, biological process: cellular response to tumor necrosis factor; chemokine-mediated signaling pathway; immune response. NCBI's taxonomy places the organism in Eukaryota, Metazoa, Chordata, Actinopteri, Labriformes, Labridae.